CGGACCCGCCUGGUUCAGGCCGCAAGGCCCGUCGCGACUCCGGUUCUCGUUCCUCCUCCGGGCGCCAGGCGGCGAGUGCGGGCAGGCGGCCUGACCCGGAACUGCUGACGCUUCCCCGCACUCGGGCGCGUCCACCCCCCGCGUCGCUCCCCGCCGGCCCAGCCGCGCCUCCGCGGCCCUCGGGCAGAUGAGGCGGGACGGGCGCCGCCCACACAGCGGCGGGUCCGGGCUUAGGACGCCCCGGGACGCGCUCGCGGCCGCCGGGUCGCGUUCAGCCUCAGGACGGGCGUCGGGGGCAGCAGACGUCUCCGAGUUCGCCGCGCGGGCCGAAGGUGGAACCGAGCUCGACGUGCCUCAGGCGAGGACGGAGCACAGGCUCGGUGUGAUUGGGGGCACAAAAACCUUCUUUGAAGAACUUUGUAUCGUAUGGAAGGAUGGCAGAAGUAGUGUUGAUUGAUCUCUUUGGUUUGCAAUUGAACUCUCAAAAAAGCUGUCAUCAGACAUUACUAAAGACAUUGAAUGCUGUCCAAUACCACCAUGGUGCCAAGGCCAAGUUCCUCUGCAUAAUGUGUUGCAGUAACAUCAGCUGUGACCAUCAUAAUUGUGAAUUAGAAACAAGCAAUGGAUUAUCAACUAUCUUGAGAGAAUUUGAGACAGUUAGCAAUCCCAGCCUGGCCGCCUCUUUGUAUACCAUUAAACAAAAAAUUGAUGAAAAAAAUUUGAGCAGCAUUAAGGUAAUUGUGCCUGUGCAUCGGAAGAUGUUAAUGAAGGCUUUUAUUGAUCAACUCUUCACUGAUGUUUAUAAUUUUGAGUUUGAAGAUUUACAGAUGACCUUGAGGGGAGGUCCUCUGAAACAGUCUUCUGACAUAAUCACAGCUCAAGAACUAGAAGCAAUCCAGAAUGAAAUAGAAACAUAUUUGAGAAGUUUGCCUGCACUGAAAGGAGAAUUAACCAUCAUCACAUCUCCUUUGAUCUCAGAUAUUUUCAUACAUGGAUUUACUACAAGAACAGGUGGGAUAUCUUACAUACCGACUCUGAGCUCUUUCAAUCUCUUCAGUAGUUCCAAACGGCGAGAUCCCAAGGUGGUUGUUCAAGAAAAUCUGCGUAGGCUGGGGAAUGCUGCAGGAUUUAACUGGAAGAAAUUUUACCGAAUAAAGACUGAUCAUGCCAAUGAUGUCUGGAUUAUGGGAAGGAAAGAGCCUGAAUCUUAUGAUGGAAUCACCACAAAUCAAAGAGGAGUCACAAUAGCGGCCCUUGGUGCUGACUGUAUACCCAUAGUCUUUGCAGAUCCUGUCAAGAAAGCAUGUGGGGUUGCUCACUCUGGUUGGAGAGGUACUUUGUUAGGUGUUGCUAUGGCUACAGUGAAUGCUAUGAUAGCAGAAUAUGGCUGUAGUUUGGAAGACAUUAUUGUUGUCCUGGGGCCUUCAGUAGGACCUUGCUGUUUUACUCUUCCAAGAGAAUCAGCUAAGGCAUUUCAUAAUCUUCACCCCGGAUGUGUACGUCUAUUUGACUCACCAAAUCCUUAUGUUGACAUCCGUAAAGCCACCAGGAUUCUUCUGGAACAGGGAGGAAUUCUACCACAGAAUAUUCAGGAUCAGAACCAAGAACUCAACCUCUGUACAUCCUGUCAUCCUGACAAGUUUUUCUCUCAUGUCCGAGAUGGCCUUAACUUUGGUACACAGAUUGGCUUCAUAUCAAUUAGAGAAUGAGAUACUUGACUGGAUUUUUGCGUAACUAUUUUCUGCUUCCUUCUAAACCAACCAUAAGAGAGAAAUUUAGCUAUUUAAUAUACUUAAAACCAAAAAGAUUACAAUGAAUAAUUCAUCUUUAGGGUAUAUUUUCAUUAUUAUCCAAAGCUAAAUGAUUUUCAUUCUAACAAUAACUGAUACAAAAUCAGUAUAGUGAAGCUUAUAUGUUAUAAGAUAAGGAUUAUUUUUAAAGUUUGUUCUCUGUAUUUAUUACAUGAAUCAGGAAUAGGUCUGUUCAAUUCAGUAUUUAUUGGGUAAGCUCUAUUUGUCAGGCUUUGUGUGAAUCAUAGGUGAAAUUAAGAUGAGUAAGACUUUUUCCUCUUGAGUCUAAUGCAGUGGAGGAGAUGAACACUUCUAAUACUUUACUUUUAAUAGAAGGUACAGGAGAAAGGAGGAUUGAGUCUAUCUGGAAAACAGAAUAGAGACAGUAUUAUAGAGAAAAUGACAUAUCACAUGGGCCUGAAAGAUGUAUAGGCUUUUAACAAGCAAAGAACAACCAUAACAGGUAGAGAGAAUACCAUAAACUAGGGCAUGAAACUGAAAGUGUAUAACAUGGUCGAGAAAGAUAAGGGUGUGGUCAGGAGUUAUUGGCAAAACAGGUCAGAAACAGAUUAGUUAGGGCCUCAAGUGCCAUGUCAAAGAGUUUGGAGUUAAUUUUCCAGGCAAAGAGUAGGCAUAGAAAGUAGGGGAGUGUUUUUAUGUCCUUGGCAUUAUAUUUAAUAGGUUGGAUUUAACUUGUGAGAGAUUAAAGCAGAAAGAUUAGUUAAGAGGUAGUGAAAAUACUUUUUAAAGAAAAUAAUGAAGGCAUUCUCUGGUGGUCUAGUGGUUAGGACUUGGUGCUUCAACCACUGCAGCCUGGGUUCAGUCCCUGGUCUGGGAGCUGAGAUCGCACAUCAAGCCACUGCAUGCUGUGGCCAAAACAAUAAUAAUAAUAAAUUUAAAAAAAUAAUGAAACCUGAAUGCAGUAGGAAUAAAAAAUGGAGACCAGAGUAGGUGGAUUAGCAAGACAUUUCAGAAACGGAAUCUGCAUAUUCUGUUCCUAGAUCAUGGAGAUAAGAGGUGAGGACCAGUGCAGUCACUGAUGACUCCACAGUCCCUGCUUGGUUGACUACCUGGAGGGGCGGCAAAGAUGGGGAGGAGGUUGGGGACAAGAAGGGAGGGUAAUGAGUUUGACACACAGACUUAAGUAUAUCCAGAUGGAAGUAUAUGGUUGACAAGACAAUUAGAAAUAGAGACCUGGGACUUAGGAGGGAGCCGAAAAAGACAGACUUGGGAGCUGGCUAUGCGGAGACGAUGCCUGAGUGCACCAGCGUAGACUGGAUCAUUUCAGCAGGAACACCAGUGAGAAAAAAGGAGGUCCAAGGAUGAGCCCUCAUACAACACUUGCAUUUGAAGAACCAGAAGCUGAACCAGUGAAAAAGAUCAAUCCUAGAAGAGACAUAGAGUAUAGUGGUUUUGGAGAAAGAAGGCAGCAUAGAGAUGAGAGGUACUCCAAAAGAAAUCUCUGGAGAGAACAUAAAAUGAGAAGAAACCGAUGGACUAGUUGUAUUGAAGCUUUUCUACAGGCAGUGGUGGUGGGGUCAGAUUGCAGUGCUUUGAGGAAAAGGAUGCAUGGUGGUGACCCUUCUUUGCUGGUACUUAUUAGAGAAAAGAAAUCACCAAAGGUUGUAUCUCUAUCUGUCUGUCUAUAUGAGGAUGAGUAGUUUUAAAUAUAUUUGUCGGCUGAAGAGAGGAAGGAGUUAAGCUGUUUUCACUUGGGAAAAAUGGUAUAUAUGGUCCAUAUUUUUAACCUGAAUCGUCACAUUGUACCGUAACAUGUCUUAUUUCAUACAUACAUUUCUUACCUGAACAUGCAGAAAAUUACAUUUGUUUGGUACUUAUUAAGGACUUUCACAUCCAUUACCUCAUUUUGCCUUUACAGGUACUUUGAAGUACCUCGGUCAGGUGCUAUUCUUUGUAUUCAGAUAAGAAAACGGAGCCUCAUUGAGAUAGAGGCUGAAAUCACACAAUCUGUAAUAAAGAUUUGACCCCACAUCUUGUGACUCCAAAUCUCAUUUCAGAUUUUACAGUGAAUCAAAGCUAUCUAAGUUUUUACCACUUUGUUUAAAUAUCAUGUAUUCAUAUACUCAGAAAUUUUGUUUAGGUAUUAGCGUAGGUUAAAAAUAUAGCUGUAGGAGUUCCCUUCAAAUCUGACUAUCCAUGAGGACGAAGGUUUGAUCCCUGACCUGGCUCAGUGGGUUAAGUAAGGAUCUGGCAUUGUUGUGAGCUGUGGUGUAGGUUGAAGAUGCGGCUCGGAUCUGGCUUUGCUGUGGCUGUAGUGUAGGCCAGCAGCUGUAGCUCUGAUUUGACUCCUAGCCUGGGAACCUCCAUAGGCGGCCCUAAAAAGAAGAAAAAAAAAAAAUUCAACUGUAGCCCUCAAGAUGUUUAAUAUCCGGGGAAAGGUGACAGUCAAGAAACCAACAAUUUCAAUACUGCGAUAUGAGUUGUAAGGUUGUCACAACCUGAUACCUUGUUUAAUUCUUUUAUGAAACUCAUAGCUCAGUAUGAAAUUUAUAUAAAACACAUCAUUUCUUCCAAUUCAGGGAAAGCAUUAAAUACAAAUCAUAGAAUAUCAACUUCAAACUCAUGCAAAAUACUCUGAUUUAAGGAUAACAAUAAGAUUAAGGAAUAAUUCCAUACACUGAGAAAGAUGGAAUUGGAUAAUUUUCCAAUUCUUCACUGUAUCAUUUUGUUGAAUGCAGUGUAUUAGCCAUACUUCACUUUAUGUACCGAACAUUCCAAAACCAAAUAAAAAUUAUGUUUGAUUCUCUAUGA
Messenger RNA from Sus scrofa (pig), 4562 nucleotides. RefSeq names its product laccase domain containing 1 (gene LACC1). NCBI's taxonomy places the organism in Eukaryota, Metazoa, Chordata, Mammalia, Artiodactyla, Suidae. Gene Ontology annotation, molecular function: copper ion binding. The record is from RefSeq and is a predicted model, not a curated record.